CUCAUUAAGAGAAACCUCUCAGAGAUCCGGCUGCUCACUUCAGUGGAAGGGAGUCAGCGCAAAGGCUCCCACUACUAUAAAGAGAAACGAACUUUAUGAAAAUUCUCAAUACGACUAUGUCAGUUAUUUAAAGGUUUUACUUUGUUGUGUAAACUGGAAUAACGUGCAAUACAGUAGCUCUAACGCGAUUCUAUGGACGACACUUCAUACGCGAACGUCUUGCAAGUUAAUGGAUGAUUUGCCUUUUCAAAUGAUCUAAAAAGUACUUGGGAAAAGCGACCGUCUAUUUAAAGACGUUGAUCCUUUGCAGUUGUUAACCAGAAGGAGAAUUCUCCAGGGAUUUACCCUCUCUUUUGUUUGGGAUUUUCCGACACUUGUCUUUCAUAAAUAACAGGUUGCACUAGGACUUGACACGGAAAGCAAAGCCCGGAGUGAGUUUCCUUCAGUUUUGUAGUGCGUUUUUACCCAGAAAUGGUGGGGCAUCUACACUUGCAAGCGAUGGAUGAGAGCCUGAAAGGAAAGACCCGCGAGGGGUUGCUUGACAGUCCGGAUUCCGGGCUCCCGCCGAGCCCCAGUCCACCUUUUUACUCCCUGUCUCCGGCCAUCCUGGAGAGCAGAGCCGGGGGGAGCACUACGCCUAUGGAGCAGCAGGGAUUCAGCUACAGAAAGGAGAGCAAAGAGGGCAAACUGUUGCCUUACCUGCUGCUGAACUCCUCUGGGACGGAGAUGAAAUCGAGGAUGUACCCAGUGUUCUUUGGGGAGAGCAUUGAGGUCUGCCCAAAGCCGAAGCGUGAAGUCAGGUGCAACUCAGAGGUGAAGUAUGACUCGGACAAACACUACAGGGACAAUGUGUACUGCGCCCCAGUUCCCACCGUAACCUCCUACAGCGAGACCGUCAUAGCGGCCCCUAACUGCACGUGGCGGAACUACAAGACGGAACUGCAGUUCGAGCCCCGGCAGAAACCUCUGCGGUUCCAAAGCACGACCAUCAUCUUCCCCAAGCACGCCAAGAACAUUUACAGGACCACCCUCAACUACAACGGCUCCAGCGCCGACAGGUGGUUUGUCUCCCGCGUUCAGCUGGAAUCCAGCGAGGAUGCCAGCCCCUGUAUAAUCUACACCGAGAACCUCUGAGUUCCCCACCGCCACCUCCUUGUGUAGAUUGGCAACACGCUUCAGUGAGCGAGAAGAGGAAAGAGAGAGAGAGACACUUGACAUGCUGCGGUAGAGGGCUCUUUGCUAUCGGUGAAUAGGUACUUGAAAACUCAAUGGCAGGACAUGAAAGUUCCGAAUGAGUGCCUGUGUGUCUGCGUCUGUCUCUGCAUGUGUUGCCACAAACAGGAAUCUGAAAUUAUAUAGCUUUCUUUUUCCUUCAAAUUAUUGCUUAAGUCCAGGUGGUAUAGGGAAACACUCUUUUGUGGUUUUUUGCCUUUGCUGCAAUUCUGUUUGCUGCUGAUUUCUGCAGUACGGCUCUCCUUUCGCUUGUAGAAGCUUCUGAGUUUGACCAGAUCUGGAGAUGCUUUUCCUUCAUUCCUACAGCAGGGCACUUCUGCUCUGGCGGUCAGUGGCCCAUGUGUGGCAUUCUUUAGCUGGACAGCGUGAUAAAAGCAAGCGAGGGAUCUCCCACAUGAACCUUGAGACAGGGGGACUCAGGAUUUGGCCCCUGCGCCAAAACAACUGGAAAACAUGUAUUUAACAGAAAGAAUCAGGAGGGAUCUCUGCUUUCAUUUUCAACUUUAAAAAAGUGAUUAAACUGCAGAAAAAAUAUUAAAAAUGGAUAUGGAAAGAAUAAAAAAAUUGGAAACUACUGGGACAGUAGAAACCAUGGGAUUAGUGUGUAAUUUUGUCAGCAGUUAUGUCCCAUGUUAGUAAAGGUUUUUGAUAUAUUAUUGUAAUUAAUAUUUUAAAUGUUUUCAGCCACAUGAAAACUGCAUAUCAGCUACAGAAAAAUAGUUGUUACAUGUCAGAACUGUCGGAACUCCAUUGGCGAAAAACUCAAAAUGCCAGGAUAUAACCUUAAAUAUUUACAUUCUGAGAUGAUUUUAUCCUAUUUAGCAUUGCUGAUCGCCAGAAAGUAUAUUUAGAGUUUCUGAAAGAAAACCAACUUUAGCAAUUUUAUAUCUGUUUAAAUAAACAAAGAGAGAUAUGCCAGAAUCAAGACUAGGCAAUGAAAAUGUGUUUCCUGAACAGCUUUUGUAUGUUCUAGGAAAAAGGUGAGUGUUCAGUUAACAUAAAGGAGGCAUCACUAACACAAAAAUCUGUAGUUUUAUUUAAACUAUUACGUUAACAUCUGUUGCAGAUAAAAGGUCACUAUACAUUAUUCUGUGAACAUACUGCCUAGAAAAUGUCAUAUACUGCAUAAAGAAUUCAAAGGAGAAUGUAUUUAUGAAGAUUAAUAAGGUCAGACAAGUAUGUGCUACAACUGAUUAUUGCUGUGCAGUAUGUAAUAUGAUAAUUAGUCAUAAAAUACAGUUUAAUGCUUUGAUUAUAUUUCUUUAAAAUGUUUUAAGACAUAUACACAUUCUUCUGACAAAGAGAAUUUGAAGUAUCUAUCACUUUUAAGGCAGGACCAAGUAUUUAAUAAUGCAAUAAAAUCCAUUAACUCAUUUUGUGCUUCUGUCACACUGUACUGUACAUGCAUUAGUCUGUGCAGUGUGAUCAGGUGAACAUAGUCUUAUUAGUCUGAUUGUGUCUGAAUAUUUGUCAUGUUCUAUUUCAUCAUAAUUGAAACACUUCAUAAUCACAUCAUAAAUUAUUCUUCUGAAUAAUUAUGGAAAAAUUUUGCAAAGACUAAUAUUAUACUCUUCAAAGUUUUUCAACUUUUUUUCUUUUAAAAAGACCUUGUCUAUUAAGAAAUGGGUUAGCACUAUUAGAAAACUAUGUGGUAGGGCACAGCUCACACCUCAGUUAUAAAGAGCUUUUGACUGGGUUUUGCUUCAUUUACCUUCUGCAAGUUCUUUGUAGUCCUUUUUAUGUAGAACUAGCUGUUGUAUCACAGCUAAAAGACUAGUGUAAAACCAAAAAGCGUGGUUAAAGGGUAUUUAUAGUGAAAUUAGAACUCUUUUUCUAUAAAUCUGUCAUUACAAAAAAUAUAAAUUGGCCAACACUAAAACACACAGCCAUAAUUUACUUUUCCCUCAUUGCUGAGUGCUUGGACACACAGGUACAGUGUUUGUACAGAAAGUGCUGUUUUCCACCCCUAAUUCAGAUGGGCUUCUACAGGGGCUGAACUACUCUUCAUUCAGCAGGAAUUGUGACCGACCUUUUGAUGUUGUUGUUGUUUUAAUCGCACCAAUGGCACCAGGGCCAGAGUUUGGUGUGUUAGGAGGCCGAGUCACACAAUUUGGUUUUUGUGGGACAGAAAAUAAAACAGAUAGGAAAUCCCUUUAGCGAGCCCCUGCUUUGAGAUUUUACAAGCCUGGUACACUGGCUUGGCCCAAGAAGUGGGGCAUGAAGCAGGAACUACAACAAAUAAUAAAUCUGAUUUUUACAACAUGUCAACAGUGUUUAUAAAUACUGCAGAAGAAUUUUAAACUAAACAAAACAGUGCAGCAGCACUGCCUGUCCUGCCCAGAUUCAUGUUCCUACUUGAAUCUAAGGAGUCUCAGAUAUAACAGUUAUAAUUAGUUAUUUCAAGUUAAAAGUUGUUUAGUAGAGUUCACCGUUAGGGUCUUCCUUACAAGAAAAUCUAUCAACUAACUUACCAAUUAUUUCUUAUUUCACUCAGUUGCUCACAAGCCACAGAAACUUCCUACGUAACAUACAGUACUGUGACAUAGAGCUCACCUCUCAACACAAGAUUGUUAUAGAUAAAUACAGACUAAUUUCAAAGGCGACUGGAGUCAAGAGGCAGUGUAAAGCAGAAGAAAUCAAGAGUAAUUGUUGUAAUUUUUCCUUUUUGUUUGCUGUGCAAGCUGGGACAUCUUUCAGACAUAAAGCUUACCUAGGAAUGAUAACUGGUCUUGCUAGGUAACCAGACCAAAAGAGUUUUUAAAUUAACAGGGCAGAUCUGUACAAGAUGUUGUUCCUCUUGGGAUAAUUUUAAAUAACUUUCCUCAUUGUCUCUGGUGCAGCAACUGGGAGUAGGGAUGAGGUCCUGCGAUUCAGGUUGGAAACUGAACUGGAAAGAAAUGUGGCAGAAUGUCUAUAACACAUCCUCUUUAUGUAGGUGGGUCAGGCUUAAGUCCCAGCAGCUACUGUAAGAUAUUUUAAUAAAUAUGUAAGAAACUUACUUUAUAGCAGAAGGAGGUGCAGCUAGAGAGAUUCCAAAAGCAGUCUUUUUGCUGCAGGUUCAAGAACUGCAACCAUCUAGUGCCAGGAGGACAGGGGAGCACACAUUCACAAGCAAUUUGUUUAAAAAAAGCCCUUUUUUACAUUAUAGAAUGACUGGUGCCAGUUUUAUUCGAGCUGAACUCUUGCCAGGUUUCACAUUUCAUGGUCCACUAAUGUUUUCUUGUUUGUAAGAAACUUUGUAGUACUUUUUUUCAGCCAAUAUUAAAAAAUACAUUGCCAAGUGAAAUUCUCCUAAACUGUCAAAUCCAACUGGCUUCAUCCCCAUUAUCAUAACCUAUCAAUUAACCUCUGGCCUGCUAGCAAUAAAGUAACACCCUCCUCCUACAGCAGUCAUAUCGCUGCUGUAGCUUCACUGCAACGUGGCUAAAAUAUAAUGGGAAAAAACAACAACUUUCCGAACAGUACAAAUUUAGGAUGAAUGACGCUAAUUACCAUGAAGAACGAUGUAUUCAGGGACUGCAUGAAUCGUUUGGUGUAUAGCACAGUCUAUAAAUCAGCCUUCUUGAUUUUCAGAAAGUCAUAGGUGCUUUACACGUCUGAAAUGCCUUCAUCGCAGUCUUAGGGAAAAUUAAGAUCUCUACAGGCCAUGCUGUGGACAUGACUGUUAACACCCACUAUGGCCUGGGUUAGAAUUAUGACCCAUCAACGGCAAAUUCCAACCCCAGUACUUGAUGGUGGCUUUCCAUUGGAGAAACCCAUGACUUCACUAUACAGUCCCAACAUUUAUAAUUGGGUUAGGAAUUUGGCAAUGGCUCAGCUUUACUUCUAGGCUCACGUCAGCCUUAGUAUAUUUCAAGACUAAUCUAAUAAUUAUGCUUUUUAUAAAUAUAGUACUGUAAUUACUAUGUAUUUAGAAACACUUCAACAUGGAGCAAAACUUUCACAGAUCACAAAUUAUGCGACUGAAUGCAGCAGGUAAUGAAGUAUUUGGUAUCUGAACUUCUUUCCUUUAUUUUCCUCAAUUGAUUAAGAUUGAAGUUCUAUAUACAUUUGCAUUAACUCAAUAAUAUGUACAGUACACAUAUAUAUAGUAUAUUGCCUGCCAUACUGUAUAUAAAGACAAGACAAAAUCCUAAAUUGUGAACCUGGCACUGGAUUAAAAUGCAUGAAUGGUUUUAACUAACAUGGUUUAUGUUUAUGCUUAUGCUGUACAGUAAGAAGCUGAACAUGCCCUGGGAAUUACUAAAAAAUAAUAUAUAUUCUGGUAAAGAUGGACGUACUCUAAUGAUGUAAGUGUAAAAAAAGGGUCUUCUCAUUUUCAUUUCCAAAUAAGUAAAAAAGUCGUCGGCUAUUAAAACCGACAGUAAAACACUUUUUUAUACUUCUACUAAGCAGAAAUGUGGUUUCACAAGGAUGUUUGUCGUAUUAGUAGUUUAGAGUGAUUUAAGGGAGGAUGCAGAUUUUAAAGACUAAAGCUCUGUACCUUGUAUCAAAGCCAUAAUUACAGCCUUAACAUUGUUGGGAAACAAUUUUCUUAUGAUGAAGACAUUUUACGAGUGCUGCAAUAAUGAUAAACGUUUAGCUGUUGCAUAUGGUGAGAGAUUAAUGGGGAUCUUUAGCAUGAACUGAUUAAAGCAAUCAUUAGAAAUCUGAUGUUAUGGGUUAUAUUGUUACAUCCAUUAGCAACAAGCAAGAGCAAUGUGGCUGUGUAACUCUUUAAACAUCUUGCAAUCUUGUAAUGCAAGAUUUUCAAGAUAUUUAUUUUAAACUUUAAAAACUUCUUGGACUCCAGAGAAACCCUUUGAAAAUGACAAGAUAGUUUACUGAUCAUUUGUAUUGUACCUAUUCUUACUGUACACUGUAAGUGGUCAUUCAAUAAAACGGUAUUGGACAUCCCAGAAGAAGAGAUACUGGUCUCACUUCUGGGGUUCUCUCUGGAUACAAAUUCAGGAUUUUUUCUGAAUGUCUUUUACCUUCAGAAAAAUUGAAUUUCACUGUGCCCAGACCUGUGCUUUUCCAAUGGCUGAGGAAGUUACUGAUGGUUUGCGUAGAGUUGAAAACAGGGAUAGAGGAAGAGACGGAUGAGGUUCUAAGACUCUUAAGGCGUAAAAUUGUACUAGAUUUUAUUAAUGGAUUUUGAUUUUUUUUCUUAACAUCUUGACAUUUUAUGUGCUUGUUAAAUACUUUUCAUGUUGUAUAUGUGGCAAUAAGGCACUUCAUAAUUUCCUUUAUAUUUUUGUAUCUUUCCCCAAAUAUGCUCUUUUUCAAUGAUGGAUAAGAAGAUAAUUUAAAGAGACAAAUGUGUAUCAUAAUAAAACUUUAUAAAAACCCCAUGCCAUGUGCUUUCAAUCUGUUUUCCCCUACAUGUCAUAUUAAUUAGCUCUGUCAAUGUGUUAUAGUAUAUACUGUAUAAUCUGAUUCUUUAUGGCAGAAUAAUGAGGAAAAUAAAGAGGAAUAAA
Lepisosteus oculatus (spotted gar) is the source of this 6692-nucleotide messenger RNA. RefSeq names its product refilin A (gene rflna). The record is from RefSeq and is a predicted model, not a curated record. Gene Ontology annotation, molecular function: filamin binding. Gene Ontology annotation, biological process: negative regulation of bone mineralization involved in bone maturation; skeletal system morphogenesis; negative regulation of chondrocyte development. Lineage: Eukaryota; Metazoa; Chordata; Actinopteri; Semionotiformes; Lepisosteidae. Gene Ontology annotation, cellular component: actin filament bundle.